GACUGGCUCCAGUCGAAGGGGACCCCUGGCACUGACUCCAGCGUGGAGGCAGUCAUAUCAGUUCUCUGGCGUACUCUCGACCAGCUAGUACGGAAGAGUCAACAGACUGUCCAACACUGUGGAUCUACCAUCCGGCUGGAGGCUGUGCGGACACAAGCCAAUGAACUACCGCAUCGUGCGCUGCUGGGAUAUAUGGAUGCACAAAGCAUCCGCAAGCACGUGAUCCCAUGGCAGCAGAUGCUUGCCUUCUUUGCACGAACCCAACAGCCACAUGGAUGGCGUAGCCCACCCUAUGCGUUCACUGCCCGACAGCAGGAUAAAUGGACGCGGCUGUGGCGGGCUGUACAGACCUCUAAUAGCGCACCCACUGCUGGUAGUAGUGGUGGUCAUAAUAAUGACGCCACCCAUGGGGAGGACCCCCUGGCGCCAUGGCUGAUGAGUCUACAGGAACAGACCUGUCUUGAAUUCUGUGUUGAACUGCUUAAUCAACGCUACCGCAGUAACGAGUAUGAGAGUGCCCUUGUCUGUGCGAUGGCCGUCCUUGGCCGUGGAGAGAGUGGAUGGCGGAGUCCAGAAACCUACCCGCCGAUCCUGUCGAGUGUAAUCAAGCUCGCCCGGUUCUUCGUUGUACAGAAGGCACUGUGGCUUGACCCGGCAGCGCGACAGAUCAUUGCGGUCUGGCAGCACCAGCAGGAUGGCACCCCGUGGGCCCUAGUCAGCGCCGACGAGGACCUGGCAGACCUUGCUACCGGCGUAGACUGUGAUCAGUAUGACAGCCGGUCCAGUCCCGGUGUCUUCUCUCAGCAGUCUGAUCCUAUCUCCAGUCCUGCCUUUGGUACUCCAGUCCAUGCUACGCGGCAGUCUACUCCAUCCACCAUGCGUUCCCCACCGGGCGGCACCUUCCCCGAGCACGUUGAGUCCAUGGUGCGAAAGUUCAUGAUCCGGGGAACGCACGGGCCUAUGCAGACCCUUCUCGACUGGCGCACCUAUGGACUGCGGGUACACUACAACACCAGUACGCCCGGGCACAUCGCAUGGCUGGGGAGCGAUGAGGUCCUGUAUAAGGAUGUACAGUUCACCAUGGGCCGCCUGCGGAGCUUUCUACACGGCCUGGUAGAUACGACCAAAAGCAUUCUA
Messenger RNA from Aspergillus neoniger CBS 115656, 1137 nucleotides. Its product is annotated as putative telomere-associated RecQ helicase. The transcript has a single exon. The record is from RefSeq and is a predicted model, not a curated record. The annotation marks the transcript as partial. Lineage: Eukaryota; Fungi; Ascomycota; Eurotiomycetes; Eurotiales; Aspergillaceae.